GUCUCGAUAGUCUCACGUGUAAUUUCGCCUGAAAUGUCAUCGACUACUCCCGUAAAAAUAGGUGGCAUCCAAUUCUAUCGCAAAGAUUUCUUAUGGGAAGGUAGAUAUGGCAAAGUGUAUCGUGGUACAUAUAAAGGACAAAGGGUAGCAGUCAAACGAAUUCCGAUUAGUGGAGUUCAACAAGCCGAAGAACAAAACAAGCCGAAAAACGGUGGGAAGGAGUUAAAAAUUCUGCAACAGUUAGACAAUCCCAAUACAGUAAAAUUUGUCCACUGGGCAAGCGAUGAGGACUUCAAUUAUUUUGCUUUAGAAUUAUGCGACGCAUCAUUGGAUCAGGUGUUCCUAAAUGAGGAUCAUCCACGGAAAUAUAAAGGACCUGCAUUACCAAAUAAUUUCGAGGUUUUCUCCCAAUUAGCCUCCGGUCUCAAAUACAUUCAUUCACAGAAACUAAUCCACCGGGACAUUAAACCGGAAAACAUUUUAGUUAAACAUACUGAUCAAGGUGACGAGAUAACGGUCAAGUGGGCUGAUUUUGGAUUGUCACGACCAGUGAGUGAAAGAGGAACAUUCACAAUGAGUGGAAUAAGGGGAACUGAACGUUGGCUAUCUCCCGAAAUGUUGGAAAUUUUGGACAAACACCAAAGCAAUGAAGUAAAUAGAGGCUCCAUCAAAAGCGACGUUUAUGCAGAAGGACUCGUCUUCGGUUAUAUUCUCUUGAAAGGAAGGCAUAUCUAUGGUCAAAAUGAAACUGAAAUUGUAGCGAACAUGAAGAACACCAAUUUAGUUAAUAUGAGUGAAAUUCACCAGAAACAUUUAGCACGUAAUUUGAUAGAACGAAUGUUGACCAAGACACCUGAUACAAGAAUUACAUCUGACGAAGUGUUCAACCAACUUGAAUCCAUAAAAAUCAAGCUUAGCAAAGAAGAAAAACACCUGCAUUGGCUGUGUAGAUGUCCAACAAAAAAUUUUGGGAAUAACAUCGAAAUUUUAAUGCAACUCGGCGUCGACUUAAACGCCAAGGAAGACAAUGGAUGGAAUGCGCUUCAUAUUUUGUGUCGGAAUACAAGCCCACAUUUAAUCGAUGCGAUUAAACUCUUGACUGAACUAGGUAUCGACAAAAACCUAAAAACCAACGAUGGAUGGAAUGCGCUUCAUAUUUUGUGUCGAAACAAUUCAAGCCCACGCUUAAUCGAUGCGAUUAAACUCUUGAUCGAACUCGGCAUCGACAAGGACGCAACGGCGAAGGAUAGAUGGAAUGCGCUUCAUCUUUUGUGUUCUAACAAUUCAAGCCCACAUUUAAUGGAUGCAAUUAAACUCUUGAUCGAACUCGGCAUCGACAAAAACCUAAAAACCAACGAGGGAUGGAAUGCGCUUCAUAUUUUGUGUCGAAACAAUUCAAGCCCACGCUUAAUCGAUGCGAUUAAACUCUUGAUCGAACUCGGUAUCGAAAAGGACGCAAAAACCAACGAUGGAUCGAAUGCGCUUAACUAUUUGUGUUAUAACAAUUCAAGCCCACAUUUAAUGGGUGCGAUUAAACUCUUGAGCGAACUCGGCAUCGAAAAGGACGCAAAGGACAAAUUGGGAUACAACGCGCUUCAUAAAUUGUGUCGACACAAUUCAAGCCCACACUUAAUCGAUGCGAUUAAACUCUUGAUCGAACUCGGCAUCGACAAGGACACAAAAACCAACGAUGGAGCGAAUGCGCUUCAUCUUUUGUGUUCUAACAAUUCAAGCCCACACUUAAUAGAUGCGAUUAUACUCUUGAUCGAACUCGGCAUCGACAAGGACGCAACGGCGAAGGCUAGAUGGAAUGCGCUUCAUCUUUUGUGUUCUAACAAUUCAAGCCCACAUUUAAUGGAUGCAAUUAAACUCUUGAUCGAACUUGGCAUCGACAAAAACGCAAAAGCCCACGUUAGAUUCAAUGCGCUUCAUCUUUUGUGUCGAAACAAUUCAAGCCCACACUUAAUCGAUGCAAUUAAUCUCUUGAUCGAACUCGGCAUCGACAAGGACGCAAAGGACAAAGAUGGAUGGAAUGCGCUUCAUCUUUUGUGUCGAAACAAUUCAAGCCCACACUUAAUCGAUGCGAUUAAACUCUUGGUCAAACUAGGCUUCGACAACAACGCAAAAACCAACCGUGGAUCCAAUAUGCUUCAUCUUUUGUGUCGAUACAAUUCAAGCCCACACUUAAUCGAUGCGAUUAAACUCUUGAUCGAACUCGGCAUCGACAAGGACGCAAAGAUCGACGAUGGAUGGAAUGCGCUUCAUCUUUUGUGUCGAUACAAUUCAAGCCCACACUUAAUCGAUGCGAUUAAACUCUUGAUCGAACUCGGCAUCGACAAGGACGCAAAGAUCGACGAUGGAUCGAAUGCGCUUCAUCUUUUGUGUGCAUACAGUUCAAGCCCACACUUAAUCGAUGCGAUUAAACUCUUGAUCGAACUCGGCAUCGACAAGGACGCAAAGAUCGACGAUGGAUCGAAUGCGCUUCAUCUUUUGUGUGAAUACAGUUCAAGCCCACACUUAAUCGAUGCGAUUAAACUCUUGAUCGAACUCGGCAUCGACAAGGACGCAAAGAUCGACGAUGGAUCGAAUGCGCUUCAUCUUUUGUGUGCAUACAGUUCAAGCCCACACUUAAUCGAUGCGAUUAAACUCUUGAUCGAACUCGGCAUCGACAAGGACGCAAAGAUCGACGAUGGAUCGAAUGCAUUCGAUCUGAGUCGGCACAAUACAAAUCUUACAAACUGCAACCUGUACGAAAUCUUUAAAACCGGAUGAGGUGAAUUUUCGGAGAUAUUAUUUAUGGCAUUUACAAGGAUAUCAAGGUUGUUUGGAAAGUCACAAAACGCGCUACGUUGCAAUAAAUGAUAUUCUCGGCAAAACACAGCUAACUACAUAAAUUGAUCAAUCGCAAAGAGUAUUUAUUUCGAACUGUAAUGUCAACGCAUGUAAGUGA
This is a messenger RNA of Daphnia carinata, 2950 nucleotides long. Its product is annotated as putative ankyrin repeat protein RF_0381. Gene Ontology annotation, biological process: protein phosphorylation. The transcript has 4 exons. Lineage: Eukaryota; Metazoa; Arthropoda; Branchiopoda; Diplostraca; Daphniidae. Gene Ontology annotation, molecular function: protein binding; ATP binding; protein kinase activity. The record is from RefSeq and is a predicted model, not a curated record. The coding region runs from base 34 to 2772 and encodes 912 amino acids.